GCAAGCUACUAGGCACCACAGAGGGCAGACGCCUGGGAGGUGGGGUCCUUUGCUCGCGCCGAAAUUCAAAGGAACAGUUCCGGCACGGUGGUUGGGCUUGGGCACGUCUGUCGCCGGGAUGCUGGCGUUCACCCGGUAGCGCCCCAAUACAGAGCUGGCUCGUAGCUUGUUACCUAACCGGCUUGCUAGACGAAGACAGUAUAGAAAAUGUAUGUUAAAUCAAUCAUUCUCGAAGGAUUCAAGUCCUAUGCACAGAGGACUGAAGUCAAUGGUUUUGACCCCCUCUUCAAUGCUAUUACUGGUUUAAAUGGUAGUGGAAAAUCCAAUAUAUUGGACUCCAUCUGCUUUCUCCUAGGCAUCUCCAAUCUGUCCCAGGUGCGGGCUUCUAAUUUACAAGAUCUGGUUUAUAAAAAUGGGCAGGCUGGAAUUACCAAAGCCUCUGUUUCAAUCACUUUUGAUAAUUCUGACAAAAAGCAAAGUCCGUUAGGAUUUGAAGCUCAUGAUGAAAUCACAGUAACAAGACAGGUGGUUAUUGGUGGCAGAAAUAAAUAUUUAAUCAAUGGAGUGAAUGCCAAUAACACCAGAGUCCAGGAUCUCUUUUGUUCUGUGGGCCUGAACGUUAACAACCCUCACUUCCUCAUCAUGCAGGGCAGAAUUACAAAAGUAUUAAAUAUGAAACCACCAGAGAUAUUAUCCAUGAUUGAAGAAGCUGCUGGAACCAGGAUGUAUGAAUACAAAAAAAUAGCUGCCCAAAAAACUAUAGAAAAAAAGGAGGCUAAGCUGAAAGAAAUAAAAACGAUAUUGGAAGAAGAGAUCACUCCAACUAUCCAAAAAUUAAAAGAGGAAAGAUCUUCUUACUUGGAGUACCAGAAAGUAAUGCGAGAAAUAGAGCAUCUGAGUCGUUUAUAUAUUGCUUAUCAGUUCUUGCUCGCGGAAGAUACCAAAGAGCGCUCAGCGGGGGAGUUAAAGGAAAUGCAGGAUAAAAUACUAAAGCUUCAAGAAGCACUGUCAGAGAAUGAAAAAAAAAUAAAGGCUCUCAAUUGUGAAAUAGAGGAGUUGGAGAAAAGAAAAGAUAAGGAAACCUCAGGCAUACUCCAAUCUUUAGAGGAGGCUUUUGCAGAAGCUCAGCGGGUUAAUACUAAAUCUCAAAGUGCAUUUGAUCUUAAGAAGAAAAACCUGGCUAGUGAGGAAACCAAACGCAAGGAGCUAGAAAAAAACAUGAUUGAGGACUCUAAAGCCUUAGCAGCAAAGGAAAAAGAAGUUAAAAAGAUAGCAGAUGGGUUGCAUAGCCUUCAAGAAGCAAGUAAGAAAGACGCUGAAGCUUUGGCCACUGCACAACAGCACUUCAAUGCUGUUUCUGCUGGCUUGUCCAGUAAUGAAGAUGGAGCAGAAGCAACUCUGGCUGGUCAGAUGAUAGCCUGUAAAAAUGAUAUAAGUAAAGCUCAGACUGAGGCCAAGCAGGCUCAGAUGAAGCUGAAACAUGCCCAGCAGGAGUUAAAGAAUAAGCAAGCAGAAGUCAGGAAGAUGGACAGUGGCUACAAGAAGGAUCAAGAAGCUUUUGAAGCUGUAAAGAAAGCUAAAGAAACACUUGAAACCCAAAUGAAGAAGCUUAAUUAUGAAGAAAACAGAGAGGAAAAGCUUCUGGAGAAGCACAGGCAGCUGUCUCGUGAUGUCAGUAAUCUGAAAGGAACUUAUGAAGCUCUCUUAGCCAGAUUCCCCAAUCUUCGCUUUGCAUACAAGGACCCAGAGAAGAACUGGAAUAGAAAUUGUGUGAAAGGACUUGUAGCUUCUCUGAUAAGUGUGAAAGAUAAUUCAGCAGCCACAGCUUUGGAAUUGGUAGCUGGAGAACGACUCUACAACGUUGUAGUAGACACAGAGGUUACUGGUAAGAAGCUACUAGAAAAGGGGGAAUUGAAGCGUCGAUACACAAUAAUUCCUCUCAAUAAAAUUUCAGCCAGAUCUAUUGCUCCUGAAACUCUGAAGAUUGCUCAGAAUCUUGUUGGUGCUAACAAUGUUCAUGUAGCUCUUUCCUUGGUUGACUAUAAACCGGAACUUCAGAAAGCAAUGGAAUUUGUCUUUGGAACAACAUUUGUUUGUAACAAUAUGGACAAUGCCAAAAAAGUGGCCUUUGAUAAAAGGAUAAUGACCAGAACUGUAACUCUCGGGGGUGAUGUAUUUGAUCCUCAUGGAACAUUGAGUGGAGGUGCUAGAUCCCAGGCAGCUUCCAUCUUAACCAAGUUUCAAGAACUCAAAGAUGUUCAGAAUGAGCUGAGGAUCAAGGAGAAUGAGCUACAUGCUCUGGAGCAGGAGCUAGCGGGUCUUAAAAAUGUUGCUGAUAAGUAUCACCAACUGAAACAGCAAUGGGAGAUGAAGGCAGAGGAGGGAGAUUUGUUGCAAACCAAACUUCAGCAAAGCUCUUAUCAUAAGCAACAAGAAGAAUUAGAUGCUCUUAAAAAAACCAUUGAGGAAAGUGAGGAGACAUUAAAAAACACCAAAGAAAUACAAAAGAAAGCUGAAGAAAAGUAUGAAGCAUUGGAGAAUAAAAUGAAAAAUGCAGAAGCUGAAAGAGAGAAAGAACUGAAGGAUGCUCAGGAAAAACUGGAUUGUGCCAAAACAAAGGCAGAUGCAUCUAAUAAGAAAAUGAAAGAAAAACAACAGGAAGUUGAAGCUAUCACUCUGGAGCUUGAAGAACUCAAAAGAGAACAUGUAUCUAAUAAACAGCAGCUUGAUGCUGUGAACGAAGCCAUCAAAGCCUAUGAAGGUCAGAUGGAAAUAAUGGCAGCAGAGGUAGCUAAAAAUAAGGAAGCAGUGAAUAAAGCUCAAGAUGAGCUGAUGAAGCAAAAAGAAAUAAUAAUGGCACAGGACAAUAUAAUUAAAGAGAAAUGUGCAGAAGUGGCAAAACACAAUUUACAGAACAAUGAUUCUCAACUUCAAAUUAAGGAGUUAGACCACAGCAUAAGCAAACAUAAGCGGGAAGCUGAUGAUGCUGCUGCGAAGGUAUCCAAAAUGUUGAAUGAUUAUGACUGGAUUAAUGCUGAGAAGCAUCUCUUUGGCCAACCUAAUAGUGCGUAUGAUUUCAAAACAAACAAUCCCAAAGAAGCUGGUCAAAGACUUCAGAAGUUACAAGAAGUAAAAGAGAAACUAGGAAGAAAUGUCAACAUGAGAGCUAUGAAUGUACUGGCCGAAGCAGAGGAGCGAUAUAAUGAUUUGAUGAAGAAGAAAAGAAUUGUAGAAAAUGACAAAUCCAAAAUCCUUGCAACUAUAGAAGAUCUUGACCAGAAAAAAAACCAGGCCCUAAAUAUUGCUUGGCAAAAGGUGAACAAAGACUUUGGCUCUAUUUUUUCUACCCUUUUGCCUGGUGCCAAUGCUAUGCUUGCACCACCAGAAGGGCAGACAGUUUUAGAUGGUCUGGAGUUCAAGGUUGCCUUAGGAAAUACAUGGAAAGAAAACCUAACUGAGCUUAGUGGUGGUCAGAGGUCUCUAGUGGCUCUCUCACUAAUAUUGUCCAUGCUCCUCUUCAAACCUGCUCCAAUUUAUAUUUUGGAUGAGGUGGAUGCAGCCUUGGAUCUCUCUCACACCCAAAAUAUUGGACAGAUGCUGCGUACACACUUCACACAUUCUCAGUUCAUUGUGGUGUCCCUCAAAGAAGGUAUGUUCAACAAUGCAAACGUCCUCUUCAAAACCAAGUUCGUGGAUGGUGUUUCUACAGUAGCCAGAUUUACUCAGAGUCAAACAGGGAGAAAGGAAGCAAAGGCUAAGGGAAAAUAACCCAACUGAGCAUGUGCCAGAAGUUCAGAGUACAGACUUCUCACCUUGACCUUUUUACAUAUGAACUUUCAAGAAUUUGGGAUCUAAGUUGUUUAUAUAAUACUGACAUUAUUUUCUUAUUUAAUCCUUUAUUGCUUGUAAAAGAGUAGAUUUUUCUUACCUGGUAUGAUUAUGGUCCAAUUAUUGUAGCUAUUAUUGCAUGUGUAUCAUUUUUUUCAAGCUCUUUUUACAUAUUAAGGAACUGAAAUAUGCCCAGUUGGUAAAUUUCAGUGUGCAAAAGCCAAAAAUACAAAGAAACAGAUGAAGUUAUAGGAUAAAUAUAGCUGACAGUCAGCUUUUAACUAGUUUAAUUUCUAAGGGCAGUAUCAAUGAAUUUUCUUUUGCUUAUAAAGUCAUUUGAAUGCAGAAAAAAUUACAAAACAAGUUGCCGGACCAAUAAAGGGAACACAUAGCAAUUAUGUAUGCACUGAGCUAUUUGAGGCCAGUUUUGUGGGAAUAAUUUGCCAGAUCCUCAAAUGGGAAGUGUAUCUUGAAAUUUUUUCAUAUUAAUGAUGUUGGACUAUCAUGUUUGUGUAUGUUUAAUAAUUGGUCUCCACAAGCUAGAAUUUUGGGUGUUUCUUAAGCUUUGAAUAUUUUAAUAGAAGCUUCAGAAGACCUGUGUUGUAUAUGAACAUGAUGCACAGUAUUACUCUCGAUUGCUCUAUCUAAAGUCCUCUACUAUUUUUAAAGAUUUUUGUCAGGAUUCUUAUCAUCUAAUCAGUAUCCUUGUUGAAUGUGGGACCUAGCAGAUUACAUGAAAAGUGUUUUUUACAAGAGUCUGGUAAACCUAAAUAAGUCUGCCUUUUUUUACCAAAAUAACUCAAAAGUUUGAUGAUUGAUAUAAUUCUUGGUGCCUUCUCCUUGUCCAGGUCAAAGGUAAAACUGCUUUAAGAAACAGGAGUCAGAGCUAAUACACACCUUGAGAUCCUCACCUGCAGCUCUUACAUUUCCACCUCAGCACCUCCACACUUAGAGUCCUCAUAGCUCUAGUGUCAUCUAAUCUGUUUACAUAUUUUGGCCCCGUUCCUUUCUAAUAAUUAAGCCUUAAUUCCUUGAUGUUCUAUUUCCUUUGAUGCAUCAUACAGGCCCUGAGUUGGACAUUUCUCAAACAUUUCUCAUACGUAUCUGUGAUGCUCUUAAGUAUUUGUACCCUGAAACAUUUUGGCAAUUAUAUCAUCUGGAGGGAAGAGACACUAAAAUACUGACCUGCAGACAGUAUAGAUCACAGAUAAUGGACCUACACAGUCUGUUGUUACCCAGGGUGUUAUAAACCGUUGGUCAAAACAGUUGUGUUUAUUCACACUGCCACUGAUACAAUAUUCUGAUUUAGUUGCAGUCUAAUCAAUGCCAGCUGUUAAUAUUUUGGAAUAGGCAGUUGUAAAUUAGCACUGAAUUGCUGUUUUAACCAGCAUUUUUUGAAUGACUUAUAAGGUUUACUAUUUUGUGUGAUUUUUCUUUCUUUGUAAAUUAUUUCCUUGUAUGCUUUCCAGUCUUUUUGUGUUAUAUAUAAUUUUGCUCUUAAAUUUUUGUGCAUAUAUUAAAUUUCUGUAAGGCAUAUUAAA
Meriones unguiculatus (Mongolian gerbil) is the source of this 5369-nucleotide messenger RNA. RefSeq names its product structural maintenance of chromosomes 2 (gene Smc2). The record is from RefSeq and is a predicted model, not a curated record. Gene Ontology annotation, cellular component: chromosome. Gene Ontology annotation, biological process: chromosome organization. NCBI's taxonomy places the organism in Eukaryota, Metazoa, Chordata, Mammalia, Rodentia, Muridae. The coding region runs from base 208 to 3768 and encodes 1186 amino acids. Gene Ontology annotation, molecular function: protein binding; ATP binding; ATP hydrolysis activity. The transcript is spliced from 25 exons.